Molecule: messenger RNA, 1179 nt
Organism: Sphenostylis stenocarpa
Lineage: Eukaryota; Viridiplantae; Streptophyta; Magnoliopsida; Fabales; Fabaceae
Source: the annotation of a GenBank genome assembly
AUGUGCAAGAGAGUGUUGAGUGAUGAUGAGAAGUUCAAGCAAGGGUAUCCAAAAUCCACGACUGAGUUGUUGAGAAACAAGGCUUUGACUCAUGUGUGCAGUGCUGAACACAAGGGUUUACGAGAGUUGGUCACUUCUCGAGUUUUGGGUCAGAAUGUGUUGGCAAUGUACCUGGAACGUGUGGAGAAGAUAGUGAUUAAUUCGUUGGAAGAGUUAUCCAGCAUGAAGCACCCUGUUCAGCUAUUCAAAGAGAUGGAGAAGGUUUCCUUUGACAUCAUUGCUCACAUCUUCAUGGGUUCUCACAGUCUCUCCAACAUCGCCAAGUUGAGAGACUUGUUUCACCAAUUCUGCAUAUGUAGUCCCAUGUAUUCUAUUGCCAUUAACUUGCCUGGUUUUGCUUUCCAUAAAGGACUCAAGAUACGAAAGAAGUUGAAGAAGCUAAUUGUAUCCGUAGUGGGUGAAAGGAGGCUAAUGAUGAAAACUGGAGAAGUUGGGGAUAAGAAGGAUCUUAUUGACCUUGUUUUGGAAGGGAAAGGGGAGAAUGGUGAGGAAUUGAAGGAGGAAGAUGUUGCAGACAUGUUGAUAAUGCUUCUGUUUGCUGGUCAUGAAACCACAGCAGUGGGUUUGACAUCCACAAUUUUAUAUCUUACACGACAUCCACAAGUUUUUACAAAAGCCAAGGAAGAACAAGAAGCAAUUGUGAAGCGAAGACCAUCAUCUCAGAAACAUUUAAGUCAUAAGGACAUUAAGCAGAUGGUUUAUCUUUCUCAGGUAAUUAAUGAAAUGUUACGCCGUACCAAUAUUGCCUUUACACUUUUCCGUGAGGCUACAACUGAAGUUAAUAUCAAUGAUUAUAUCAUACCCAAAGGAUGGAGAGUUCUAGUUUGGACAAGAGCUGUUCAUAUGAAUCCUGAAUACUAUCCAAAUCCAGAUGCAUUUGAUCCAUCAAGAUGGGAUGACUACAAUCCUAAGACAGGAACAUUCCUUCCUUUUGGAGCAGGAACUAGGUUUUGUCCAGGAAAUCACAUAUUCAAAUUCGAAAUUUCUAUAUUUUUACAUUAUUUUCUCCUAAAUUACAAGUUGAAGCAAAUAAAUCCAGAAAGUCCUGAAUCUAUCUUCCCAUUCUCCUACCCAAAAGUCUUAGCUAAGGUCAUAAAGGUCUCUAGCUUAAGUAAUUGA